UCCAUGACCGGUCACCCGUGGGCAGUGGCCAGUUCCCAGGACUCGAGACGUGUUCAGGCACGGAUCCUGGGCUCCCGUAGCAGCAGGAAGCCGCCGUGCCUACUCGGAACCCGGCAGUAGCCGGCUGAGACGGUGGCAGGAGCUCGCUCUGGCCUCGUGGGCUGUGUGGCCGGUGGCCUCGGGUGUGUGAUGAGCCACAGGCCCAGUCCCCACUCCGGAGGGGGACGCCAGGGGCCCCCGGGGCAGAGGGACCUCAGAACAGCAUCUCCCUGUCUCCCUCGGGUGGCUGGCCCCAGCUGGUGACCCAGGCCAGCCACACCUCUCCCCUGCUGCCCUCACUGCCGAGAGCCCCGCACCCGUCCGUGAUGGCUCCCCCGCUGGAGGACCCAGGGCCCAAUCCGGAGAGUGGACAGUUUUUCCUGAACAUCAAUAUUCUGCCUGUGGUGGAGAGAUGCAUGAGCGCCAUGCAGGCGGGGACCCAGAUGGUGAAGCUCCGCGGCAGCUCCAAGGGCCUGGUCCGCUUCUACUUCCUGGACGAGCAUCGCUCCUGCAUCCGCUGGCGGCCCUCGCGCAAGAACGAGAAGGCCAAGAUCUCCAUCGACUCCAUCCAGGAGGUGAGUGAAGGGCGGCAGUCCGAGAUUUUCCAGCGCUACCCAGACGGCAGCUUCGACCCCAACUGCUGCUUCAGCAUCUAUCACGGCAGCCACCGUGAGUCGCUGGACCUGGUCUCGCCCAGCGGGGACGAGGCGCGCACCUGGGUCACGGGCCUGCGCUACCUCAUGGCCGGCAUCAGCGACGAGGACAGCCUGGCCCGGCGCCAGCGCACUAGGGACCAGUGGCUGAAGCAGACAUUCGACGAGGCGGACAAGAACGGGGACGGCAGCCUGAGCAUCGGCGAGGUUCUGCAGCUGCUGCACAAGCUGAACGUGAACUUGCCCCGGCAGAGGGUGAAGCAGAUGUUCCAGGAGGCAGACACAGAUGACCACCAGGGUACACUGAGCUUUGAGGAGUUCUGUGCCUUCUACAAGAUGAUGUCCACCCGCCGGGACCUCUAUCUGCUCAUGCUGACCUACAGCGACCACAAGGACUACCUGGAUGCCGCUGACCUCCAGCGCUUCCUGGAGGUGGAGCAAAAGAUGACGGGGGUGACCCUUGAGAGCUGCCGGGACAUCAUCCAGCAGUUUGAGCCCUGCCCAGAAAACAAGAGCAAGGCGGUGCUGGGCAUUGACGGCUUCACCAACUACACUCGGAGCCCCGCCGGCGACAUCUUCAACCCAGAGCACCACGGUGUGCACCAGGACAUGACACGGCCACUGAGCCACUAUUUCAUCACCUCGUCCCACAACACCUACCUCGUGGGUGACCAGCUCAUGUCCCAGUCCCGGGUGGACAUGUACGCCUGGGUCCUGCAGGCCGGCUGCCGUUGUGUGGAGGUGGACUGCUGGGACGGGCCCGACGGGGAGCCCAUUGUACACCAUGGCUACACUCUGACCUCCAAGAUUCUCUUCAAAGAUGUCAUCGAGACCAUCAACAAAUAUGCUUUCGUCAAGAAUGAGUACCCAGUGAUCCUGUCCAUUGAGAACCACUGCAGUGUUAUCCAACAAAAGAAGAUGGCUCAGUAUCUGACGGAUAUUCUUGGGGAUAAGCUGGACUUGUCAUCAGUGAGCGGUGAGGAUGCCACCAUGCUUCCUUCUCCGCAGAUGCUCAAGGGCAAGAUCCUGGUGAAGGGCAAGAAGCUCCCUGCCAACAUCAGUGAGGAUGCUGAGGAGGGCGAGGUGUCUGAUGAAGACAGUGCAGACGAGAUCGAUGAGGAUUGCAAACUCCUCAAUGGGGAUGCCGCCACCAACCGGAAGCGUGUGGAAAACAUCGCCAAGAGGAAACUGGAUUCCCUCAUGAAGGAGUCGAAGAUUCGGGACUGUGAGGACGCAAACGACUUCACCGUGUCCACGCUGCCCCCGUCCGGGAAGCUUGGGCACAAGGCAGAGGGCAAAAAGGCUGAGGACGGCGUGGAGUCCGGGGAGGACACCGGCGGCAGCAGACGGAACAACCGGACCCUCAUGAGCAGCUUCUCCAAGCGCAAGAAAAAGAGCAGCAAACUAAAGAAAGCGGCCAGCAUGGAGGAGGGGGGCGAGGACCUGGAGUCCCAAGGCAGCCAGGGCCGAGGGGCGAGCCGGCAGAAGAAGACCGUGAAGCUGUCUCGCGCCCUCUCGGACCUGGUCAAGUACACCAAGUCUGUGGGCAUCCACGACGUGGAGGCGGAGGUGGCGUCCAGCUGGCAGGUGUCGUCCUUCAGCGAGACCAGGGCCCAGCAGAUCCUGCAGCAGAAGCCGGCCCAGUACCUGCGCUUCAACCAGCACCAGCUGUCCCGCGUCUACCCCUCCCCGUACCGCGUGGACUCCAGCAACUACAACCCUCAGCCCUUCUGGAACGCCGGUUGCCAGAUGGUCGCCCUGAACUACCAGUCGGAGGGCCGGAUGCUGCAGCUGAACCGGGCCAAGUUCAGCCUCAAUGGCAACUGCGGCUACGUGCUCAAGCCCCAGUGCAUGUGCCAGGGCGUCUUCAACCCCAACUCCGAGGACCCUCUGCCCGGGCAGCUCAAGAAGCAGCUGGUGCUUCGCAUCAUCAGUGGGCAACAGCUCCCCAAGCCGAGGGACUCGAUGCUGGGGGACCGGGGCGAGAUCAUCGACCCCUUCGUGGAGGUGGAGGUCAUCGGGCUCCCCGUGGACUGCAACAAGGAGCAGACGCGUGUGGUGGACGACAACGGAUUCAACCCCAUGUGGGAGGAGACCCUGGUGUUCACGGUGCACAUGCCUGAGAUCGCGCUGGUGCGCUUCCUCGUCUGGGACCAUGACCCCAUCGGGCGUGACUUCAUUGGCCAGAGGACACUGGCCUUCAGCAGCAUGAUGCCAGGCUACCGGCACGUGCACCUGGAGGGGAUGGAAGAGGCCUCUAUCUUUGUCCAUGUGGCCAUCAGUGACGUCAGCGGUAAGGUCAAGCAGGCUCUGGGCCUAAAAGGCCUGUUCCUCAGAGGCCCAAAGCCCGGCUCCCUGGACAGCCAUGCUGCUGGUCGGCCCCCGCCUCGGCCUUCCGUUAGCCAGCGGCUCCUGCGGCGCACGGCCAGCGCCCCGACCAAGAGCCAGAAGCCGAGUCGCGAGGCCUUCCCGGAGCUGGUCCUGGGCACGCAGGACCCCGGCUCCGAGGGGGAGGCCCGUGACGUGGCGGCCCCCGGCCCCGGCCCCGCUCUGGAGGCCUCGGCCCCGGAGGAGCAGGGCAACCGCAGCCCCCGAGGUAAGGCGCCGGUGGGGAGGAGCCCGGCGCGCGGGAGUCUGGCCCAGGGGCGGCCCCCUGGUGCGCCCGAGGGCCCCGGGCCCGCCGGGAUGGCCGCCGCCUGCAUGAAGUGUGUGGUCGGCUCCUGCGCCGGUGAGGACGCCGAGGGCCCGCGGCCGGGACGGCUGCCCGGCCCGGGGUCUGGGGCCGGACGCGAGCCCGUCAGCCAGCAGCCCCGGGCCCGUGCGGACUCGCUGGGGGCGCCCCCCACCGCCGCGGGGAGAGGCAGAGGGGCCCGGUGGCAGGGUCCGGGCGGCGGCGGCGGCGGCGGCGGCGGCGGCGGCUCUGUGUCCUCGGACUCCGGCAGCCUGGGCGGCCCCGAGGUGGCCCCCCGCUGGCCCGAGGGCGCCCGCAGGCAGGCAGGGGCCCUGCAGCGGGAGAUGAAUGCCUUGUUCGUUCAAAAGCUGGAGGAGAUUAGGAGUAAAUCCUCCACGCCCUCCGCCGACACCCGCCCUUUCUCCGCGCAGAGGCCGGGCUCCUCCCUCCGUGGCCUGGAAACCAUUGCCGAGGAGCCAGCCCCGGGCCCCGGCCCCCCACCUCUGGUGGCUGCCCCCCCCAGCCCCUCCCCGGGAGGGCUGCCGUGCCCGUCGGGACCUGCCGCCGAAGUGGCCAGCCCCCCUGUGGUGGCUCUGGGAGCUCCCACGCCCUUCCAACUCAGGACCCAGAGCAGAGGGGACACGGAGCAAGCCCCAGAAAGCCAUCAGCGGGUGUACAACGGUGGGGGCCCAGGGGGAGCCUGCGAGGGGGCCCCCGGCAGCCAGACGGUCAGAAGGGCUGACGGCGACGGGAAGGUGCCCCCGGAGAUCCCGGGCGGAUGGCGGCCCCUGGCCGGGCCCUGCCCCACCGUGUACUCGGACGCCACGGCUGGAGACCGGCUAUGGCGGCGGCUGGAACCGGGCGGGCACCGAGACAGCGUGUCUUCAUCCUCCAGCGUGUCCUCCAGCGACACGGUCAUCGACCUCUCCCUGCCGGGCCUGGGCCUGGGCCGUGAGAGCGUCUCCGGGGCUCCAGCAGGACGCCUGCCCCUGCGACCCUGCUCGGCCACGGCCGUCCGCCUGGACCUGCCUGCUGUGACCAAGAGCAAAUCCAGCCCUAACCUGCGGGCUGCCAGCCAGCCGCCCACGGCGCCGGAAGGGCUUCAGCCCCGUCCGCUGGCCCCUAGGCCACCCUGGGGCCGCCUCCCCCUGGUAGGCCUCCGGGACUGCCCUGCAGCCGCCAAGUCCAAGAGCCUGGGGGACCUGACUGCUGACGACUUUGCCCCUCAAGUGGAGAUCCUGGGCCGAAGCCUGGGCCUGGCGAGGGAGGGGCGGGCGGUGCGGGGGGCGCGACGGGACGCCCUGACCGAGCAGCUGCGCUGGCUCACGGGCUUCCAGCAGGCCGGUGACAUCACCUCGCCCACCAGCCUGAGUGGCGCCGGGGAAGGGGUGCCCGGUGCCCCCGGCUUCCUGCGGCGCUCGUCCUCCCGCAGCCAGAGCCGCGUGCGCGCCAUCGCCAGCCGGGCCCGGCAGGCCCACGAACGGCAGCAGCGGCUGCAGGGCCCCAGGGGACCCCCAGGGGAGGAGCGGGGCACCCCGGAGGGUGCCUGCUCCGGGGGCCAAGGGGGCUGCGGGGACGUGCCGGCCCCCUGCAGGGGCUCCGCGGCCACCGGCCUCCUGCUCAGACUCUGACGGAGGCUCAGGGCGGGUCGCAGCUGCCCUCGCCUUGGCCCUCCGUCUGCCACCCCUCCCCACCCCCCUCCCUGGGGAGGAAGCGGCCUCCUGGCCUCAGGGUCUGGGGGCAUGUUUCCUGACGUUAAGAUACACAACAGAGGUAUUUAAAAUUUAAGAGACAAAGCUUCUACUGCAUUAAAAUGGUGCCCAGUCCUC
Molecule: messenger RNA, 5192 nt
Organism: Prionailurus viverrinus (fishing cat)
Lineage: Eukaryota; Metazoa; Chordata; Mammalia; Carnivora; Felidae
Gene: PLCH2
Product: phospholipase C eta 2
Exons: 24
Coding region: 366-4994 (1542 amino acids)
Biological process (GO): phosphatidylinositol-mediated signaling; lipid metabolic process
Molecular function (GO): calcium ion binding; phosphatidylinositol-4,5-bisphosphate phospholipase C activity
Source: RefSeq, a predicted model, not a curated record